UUCUUAGUUAAAUCUUUUAAUCCACUUUUAAUAAAUCUAAAAAUAUGGCCAUUUACUACUUAAAGUUUGCUGGAGAAUUGUCCAAUGUCACUGACUUGCAACCAUUGGAUGAUCAAUCCAAUCCAUACGAAUAUAUCUUUAAGGUAACAUGUACUUCAUGUCAUGAAACACACCCAAAGGCAGUUUCAAUUAAUAGAUUUGAAUCUUAUGAUAUAGGCGAUUCUAAGGGUAAAGCUAACUUUGUGUUUAGAUGUCGCAUGUGUAAAAAGGAAAGUUCAGCAAAUAUUGAUAGAACUGUGGCUAAAUACACUGUUGAAGAUGACUCAAAGUUAGUCCCAAUACUUCAAAUUGAUGCAAGAGGUUUGGAUUUAUCUGAUUUUGUUGCUGAGGGAAGAUUUGAAUGUAAAGGUUUGAAUUCUGGUACAACUUUCAAUGAAGUUGAUUUGAGUGAUGGUGAAUGGUAUGAUUAUGAUGAUAAAGUAAGUGAAGAAGUUAGUGUAACUGAAAUUAAAUGGGAAAUUCUGCGUUAAUGAAUUAAUAUAUUUUCUAUAAUAUUAACAAUGACAUAUCCAUGAAUAUGUCUUUCAUUCUCCACUCUAAUAUCAAAGUACAUUCCCCACUUUAGAAGAUUCGAAUCCUGUACAUACAUACUAUUGUACACGGUAUAGAAAUCUUGCAUCAAAAACUUGAAACCCCCCUUUUUUUCUAUAAUGAAACCCUAAUGAAAUUUUAUGAUUAGAUAGCAUUACAUAGAUAUAUACAUAUACAAGAAAGAAAAA
Messenger RNA from [Candida] anglica, 779 nucleotides. NCBI's taxonomy places the organism in Eukaryota, Fungi, Ascomycota, Pichiomycetes, Serinales, Debaryomycetaceae. The record is from the annotation of a GenBank genome assembly.